This is a messenger RNA of Salvia hispanica, 725 nucleotides long. RefSeq names its product NADH dehydrogenase [ubiquinone] 1 beta subcomplex subunit 9-like. Gene Ontology annotation, cellular component: respiratory chain complex I. NCBI's taxonomy places the organism in Eukaryota, Viridiplantae, Streptophyta, Magnoliopsida, Lamiales, Lamiaceae. The record is from RefSeq and is a predicted model, not a curated record. Gene Ontology annotation, biological process: mitochondrial electron transport, NADH to ubiquinone.
CGAGUUUACUAGAAACUGGGUUGUAUCAGAAAUCAGAGAGAUAGAGAGAGAGAGAGAAUGAGCUUAAGUACGGCGUCGUAUGUGGCUCGGCGAGCAGCGCAGAAGGAGAGGGUUCGCAUCCUCUACCGGAAAGCUCUCAAGGAAACUCUCAAUUGGGCGGUUCACCGCCAUAUCUUUUAUUCCGAUGCUGAUGCUCUAAGAGAGAAAUUCGAGGCGAAUAAACACGUGGAGGAUAUUGAACUGAUUGAUAGAAUGAUAGCAGCUGGUGAGGCGGAGCACAACAAAUGGAGGCAUCCCGAUCCUUACAUUGUUCCUUGGGCACCUGGUGGCUCCAAAUUCUGCAGGAAUCCGGCACCACCUCCAGGGAUUGAGAUUAUACACAACUAUGGCAUGGAAGAGCGUGAAUGAAGAGGAUCCAUCAUCCUCUGAAAUAAAUGAAGAUUGGAGGUCCACAAAUCAUGAUAGGAGGACGAGUUCUGUUCUAGUUUGUGGUCUGUGGUUUUCAAUUUAAGAUUUUUCUUUAGAAAGAGAUGUUGGCGAUCAUUCUUGUAUUUGAGUAGUUGUGACUCCCAAAAUUGGACGUGGUUAAAUUCUUGUUGGAUAAUCACUGCCUGUUUCUUUCCAUGUUUGGAAAACUCACCGAAGCUUGCUGUCUGUAACUUUCAACCAGGACUCUUUCCUUGAAAUCUGGAUGACAGAUGUUUAUAACAUGUGUUUUGCAAUAA